Messenger RNA from Phyllostomus hastatus (greater spear-nosed bat), 2333 nucleotides. RefSeq names its product protein kinase, membrane associated tyrosine/threonine 1 (gene PKMYT1). The coding region runs from base 748 to 2307 and encodes 519 amino acids. The transcript is spliced from 7 exons. Lineage: Eukaryota; Metazoa; Chordata; Mammalia; Chiroptera; Phyllostomidae. Gene Ontology annotation, molecular function: protein kinase activity; ATP binding. The record is from RefSeq and is a predicted model, not a curated record. Gene Ontology annotation, biological process: protein phosphorylation.
CUCCUGGACUACACCUCCGGGGCAAAAUGCGGUGACUGCUCCUUUCAUAGAAGAGAAAACUAAGCCAGAAAGAAUCAUGGUGACAGGACCAGGGUCUGGAGGUCGGUCGGAGUCCCGGAAGAGAGGUGGAAGGGACCUAACGUACAGUUCACACCCGUAGUAACGCCUCAGCGACACGACAGCAAGUAGUAUCCGCUUCUGCCCCUCCCCCGGCCGGCGCCGGGAAGGCUUUGCGCCUGCGCAAUAAGAACGCUCGGCAGGAGGAACUUGUGGGCCCCGAUUGGCGACCAGCACGCAGGGACGUGAGGGGCAGAGCUCAAGAAGACUGAGCUGUUUGAUGGGCUGAAUUGGGGAGGGGGCGGAGCAAGAGGCGUUCUUGGGCGGGGACUCGAGUCCGGCUUGGAAUUUUUGGCGCGAGUUGACUCCGCGCGCGUUCACGGGCCGUUCCCCUUCCAGAGGCUCCUCUCGCCUGGGCGUAGAGAGCUGUCGACGGCAGACCCUGGCCCUCCUGACCCCCCGACAGGUCCCUGCGGCCUCUGCUGACCCGAAAUCUGGGAGCUCGCAGAGCUGCGCCCCGCCUACCCGCUCCAGGUGCUUGUGUCUCCACGGCCUCCAUGUUUAAAGCAGAACAUGUGUGCAGAGUAGCCUCGGCCUUCUUCCACAGCCUCUCUGGGGCCACAGGACAAGGACCCAUUUGAGUGGACACACUGUUCUGUACUCUACCUCUCAGGGCCUCCUGUGCUGGCCAUGCCUGUGCCCACAGAGGGCACCCCACCGCCGCUGAGUGGCACCCCCAUCCCAGUCCCUGCUUACUUUCGCCAUGCAGAACCUGGUUUUUCCCUCAAGAGGCCCAGGGGGCUUAGCCGGACCCUUCCGCCCCGGCCCCCUGCCAAGGGCAGCAUCCCCAUUAGUCGUCUCUUUCCUCCUCGGACCCCUGGCUGGCACCAGCCCCAGCCCCGGAGCGUGUCAUUUCAAGGCAAAGCCUCUGAGACCCUGCAGAGCCCCGGUUAUGACCCAAGCCGGCCGGAGUCCUUUUUCCAGCAGAGUUUCCAGAGGCUUGGCCGCCUGGGCCAUGGCUCUUAUGGAGAGGUCUUCAAGGUACGCUCCAAGGAAGAUGGCCGGCUCUAUGCUAUAAAGCGCUCUAUGUCGCCAUUCCGGGGACCCAAGGAUCGGGCCCGAAAGCUGGCUGAGGUCAGCGGCCAUGAGAAGGUGGGGAAGCACCCACGCUGUGUGCGACUGGAGCGAGCUUGGGAGGAGGGUGGCAUCCUGUACCUGCAGACAGAACUGUGUGGUCCCAGCCUACAGCAGCACUGUGAGGCCUGGGGCACUAGCCUGCCUGAGGCUCAGGUCUGGGGCUACUUGCGGGAUACCCUCCUUGCUCUGGCUCACCUGCAUGGCCAAGGCCUGGUCCACCUUGACAUCAAGCCUGCCAACAUCUUCCUGGGGCCUCGGGGCCGCUGCAAACUGGGUGACUUUGGGCUGCUGGUGGAGCUAGAUGCAUCUGGAGCUGGUGAGGCCCAGGAGGGAGAUCCCCGCUACAUGGCCCCUGAGCUGCUGCAGGGCUCCUACGGGACAGCAGCCGAUGUGUUCAGUCUGGGUCUCACCAUCUUGGAAGUGGCAUGCAACAUGGAGCUACCCCAUGGUGGAGAGGGCUGGCAACAGCUGCGCCAGGGCUACCUGCCCCCAGAGUUCACUGCCGGCCUGUCUUCUGAGCUGCGGUCUGUCCUCAUCAUGAUGCUGGAGCCUGAUCCCAAGCUUCGGCCCACAGCUGAGGCCCUGCUGGCCCUGCCUAUGCUCAGGCAGCCACGGCCCUGGAGUGUCCUGUGGUACAUGGCUGCUGAAGCCCUAAGUCGAGGGUGGGCCCUGUGGCAGGUAAGCCUGGUGAAAGUGACAGGCUAUUCUACCCUGAUCCUUGGCCCUGGGGUCUGCCCAGCCUCCCUUGGCUCCCUGUCCCCACAGGCCCUGCUUGCCCUGCUGUGCUGGCUCUGGCAUGGGCUGGCUCACCCAGCCAGCUGGCUGCAGUCCCCGGGCCCUCCAGCCACCCCGCCUGGCUCACCACCCUGCAGCUUCCUCCUGGACAGCAGCCACUCCAGCAACUGGGAUGACGACAGCAUAGGGCCCUCGCUCUCUCCAGAGGCCAUCCUGGCCAGGGCUGCCAGGAGUACCUCCACCCCCCAGAGCAGGCACACACUGAGGGAUGCCCUGGACCUAAGUGACAUUGACUCUGAGGCCCCUCAGGGCUCCUUCCCCUCCUUUGAGCCUCGGAACCUCCUCAGCCUGUUUGAGGACUCACUGGGCCCAACCUGAGCCCAGACAGCCCUGGUGCUUUUAAC